AUGGCAAGCACAACCCACCACGACCAAAUUCGCCCGCAAUCCCACCCCAAUUUUCACUCUCACCCACAAUCGCACCCCCUCUCCCACCUCCACAGCACCUCCUCCUCCUCUCCAUCCACCACCUCACCCCCAACAAUCCUCUACCCCCCCUUCGCCGGCGCCCUCCAACCCGGACUCUACCGGCGACCCAAAAAAGAUCUCGCGAACCCCACUCCUCUAGGCCUCUCAGCCUUCGCCCUCUCCGUCUUCGUCCUUAGUCUUAUCAAUUGGCACACGAAAGAUGUAUCUCAGCCGAGUAUUAUUAUUUCCUUGUCGUUUGGAUAUGGGGGGUUGAUUCAAUUGCUGGCGGGGAUGUGGGAAAUGGCUGCGGGGAAUACUUUUGCGGCUACGGCUUUGAGUUCUUAUGGGGGAUUUUGGAUUUCUUUGGCGAUUAUUUUGACGCCGGGGGGAUUUGGAAUUCAGGCUUCUUAUGAUGAUCCUAAGCAUUUUAGUUAUGCAUUUGGAUUUUUCCUUAUGGGCUGGUUCAUAUUCACCUUCCUCCUCUGGAUCCUCACUCUCCGCUCCACCGUUGUCUUCUCCUUCCUCUUCUUCACGGUGCUCCUCACCUUCCUCUUCCUCGGUCUCGCCUACCUAUAUCCGACUGCGGCCGCAGCUCCCAAUCUCGCGCUUCAAAAAGCCGGGGGGAUGACGGGGUUACUGGCGGCGUUCGCUGCGUGGUAUGUGGUAUUGGCGGGAUUGGCAGAUGAUUCGAAUAGUUUCUUUACGGUCCCUGUGUGGCAUUUUCCUUGGAGUGAGAAGGGGAGAGAGUUGAGGAAGGUCAGUACGAGUGAGAGUCUGAGUGAUGGGGGGGAGAGGGGGAGUGUGGGGAGUGAGGUGAAGGUGGGGGAGGGGGGGGUGUAG
Sclerotinia borealis F-4128 is the source of this 900-nucleotide messenger RNA. The record is from the annotation of a GenBank genome assembly. NCBI's taxonomy places the organism in Eukaryota, Fungi, Ascomycota, Leotiomycetes, Helotiales, Sclerotiniaceae.